AUGGAUGCGAAUGGUCUGUCCGAUCCCUAUGUGGUAUGCCAGAUAUUGCCCAGUUCACACAAUAGUCCUCGGCCACGCACGUCCACAAGACCGCAAUGUUUGAAUCCGGUGUGGAACGAAGCUCUCACAUUCGAACCUUUCGAGGAGAAAAAUAUGCACCAGAAAACACUCAGAUUUGCCGUGCUUGAUGAGGAUUUGUACGGAUCAGAUUGGCUCGGGGAAUACUGGUUGUCUUUGAGUCGUUUAACAUCGGAUCGACUGACUGACUUUGCCGUGCCCCUUGGCCCGAGGAAACCUUUACAACGCGGUGAAUUCGACCUGGCCUGUCCAACACGUGGAAAAAUUCAGCUCGGACUGCGUUACAUCGAAGAAAGUAAACAGCUGUGCGUUGAGGUGAUUCGUUGCUCAGAUCUGGCAUCUAUGGAUCAGAACGGUCUGUCGGAUCCAUUCGUGAAGUUAUAUCUCCGUCCGGACAAGACAAAAAAGACCAAACAAAAGACCCAAGUGAAAAAGGCUACUCUGUUUCCCGAAUUUCAUGAGCAAUUCUUCUACGAAAUGAAUGCGUCUGAAGCCGGGAGUCGAACACUUGAAGUGACCGUAUGGGAUUUUGAUCGCGGACCCAGUAACGAUUUUAUUGGUGGUCUAACACUGGGAGCGGGUGCUAAAGCGGAACGUCGGGAACUAUGNGCUCGCAGUUUUUCGUCCACCCUUUAG
Echinostoma caproni is the source of this 714-nucleotide messenger RNA. The record is from the annotation of a GenBank genome assembly. Lineage: Eukaryota; Metazoa; Platyhelminthes; Trematoda; Plagiorchiida; Echinostomatidae.